AUGCUGCUUGUGCAAUAUGACAGUGAGAUGGAUACACUAUGUUCGGCAAUUUGGCUAACACGACUGAUUUUCAGUUGCCAGCAUAGAAGAUGCGAACCUUGUUUUAGCAUUUUUUUAUAGCUUUAUAAAGUUCUCUGAAAUAGUAUCGUAUUUUAGUUUGCUACGCUUAGGUACUUACCGUCAAUGGUCAGUACUGCUUGCACAUAGCAGACUUUGUGAUUUCGUUGUGAGUGCUGAUCAUGAAAACUUUUACCACUUUUAUCUAUAAAGAAUACAGGACAAUCUCCGGUGUUGCUGGACCCCUUGUCAUCUUGGAAAAAGUUAAGGUAUGACUAUUUCCCUCCAAUCUCAUUAUAUAUUUUUCAUUCUCUUUCCACAUGAUUAUGGUACUAAUGGUUGUUAUCACUGGUCGAUUUCAGGGUCCUAAGUACCAGGAAAUUGUCAACAUACGUUUGGGAGAUGGCACUACUCGCCGUGGUCAGGUUUUGGAGGUUGAUGGAGAAAAGGCUGUCGUACAGGUUGGUCACUUCCUCCUUUUUGGCUUCUCAGCUCUCCUGUUAAAACUAAUUCUCUAACUGACGCCAAUGGGCUAAUCUGUUGGAAAUUAACACUUGUUCGCAUUCGGAUGUGAGAAAUAUCUACCUGAAAAAUGCGUUCUGACGUGAACAAUGUGAAUCCUAACAUAUGGCAUACCAAUUUGAAAGAUGCCUCAUUAUCUCAUUUGGACAUUAAUGUUGCGUGAUGUGUUCCGCUUCGUUCUUAACCCAUAGCUUAUAUUGGAUUAAUUUUUCCGUUUUGACCUGUUUAAUCCACAGUAUUAUAACUAUGUAAACUGAAAUCUGUUUUCUUAAGUUGACGAAGGCUGUCCUGUACCUUAAUGCCUAUGCUGGGACUAAUUUUUAUAAUAUUUACGGCAUUCAUAAAAUCAUGAAUUAGUUUCUGAAUUAAUCACAGUUAAGCUGAAAUAUGUAUUUCUCAUCGUAAUACGAUGAGCAUGUGAUAACCAGUUGUUUUCUAUUAAAAAUCAUGAAUAAAAUAUAUAACGUAUCUGUCGGCUAACGUCAUUUAUUUGGAGAUAAACAAACACGAAUUGCUGCAUGCUUGCUUAGACAGCCCAAAAUCCUUUUGCGAAUAAAGUUCUUAUUAAAGACUUCUAGGCAACGGGUUGAUCACAAUGAUUCAAAUUUACAGAAAUAUUUUGGGAUCAGUAUUCAUGGUCUUUUUCAUGGUCAGAUAUUUGAUCACAUGCAUGGUAUGCAUAUCUUGAAUGAUUCUUAUCCUUCGCUAUGCUAACAUAUUGUGGUUAAUAUUACUUGGUUUGCACAUGAGUAUACCUGUAUGAUGGAUCAUUGAUAAUACGAAGGAUGUCCUAUUACUUUUUUUCGAAUUCAAAGAAUCUGACUAGUCAGGUGAUCUGUUGUUAAGGACGUAUAUAGAUUAACUUUAAGGAUUUGAUAAGUUGAGAAAUAGUUUUUAUAUCUUAAAUAUAAGCUUUUCCUUAACGUUUUUUGUUGAUCUAUCCUUUUUUUUCUUAGGUCUUUGAAGGAACGUCGGGAAUUGAUAACAAAUAUACAACUGUGCAAUUCACUGGAGAGGUUUGGCUUUUAUUCCAGUUCGCUUAUACUUCCACAUUAUAUGAUAAAGGGAAUUGUACAUGUUUACUUUGGCCUCUUGCUUUACCAGAAAAUUACAGCGAAUAGCCUUAGCUAUUAACGUAGGAAGUUUAAGUCAAUCAUCUCUAAAACGGGCCUAUAAUGAAUUUACCGGCAGUACAUUCAGAUCUUUGAGGAGUAUUAUUUUUUGCAUCUAAUAAUCUUCCCAAAGGCAUCUUCCCAUCUCAAAAGGGGAAAUAUUUUGAAAUACUAACAAGAAAAUUUUCAUGUCGCUUCCAUUCUAUUUUAUUUAUUCUCCAAUCCAUAUUUGAUGCUUCUUCAUGAAGAAUAAUAUUUCUCUCAUUCUUCAUUAGAAACAGAGACCCUACAAUAUUUUUAUUUUUAUCCUCUUUCAUUGCUUAGAUAUUGGUUUUAUAUUGUUCUUAAUCUUUUUCCUGCAGGUGUUGAAAACUCCAGUGUCUGUUGAUAUGCUUGGAAGAAUAUUUAAUGGAUCUGGUAAACCUAUUGAUAAUGGUCCUCCUAUUCUGCCUGAGGCAUAUUUGGACAUAUCCGGUGAGUUGUCACACAGGAAAUGAGGUCAUCUUGUGUUGAUCAUUUGAAAAGAAAUGGAUAAACACAAACUCUCUCUCUCUCUCUCUCUCUCUCUCUCUCUCUCUCUCUCUCUCUCUCUCUCUCUCUCUCUCUCUCUCUCUCUCUCUCUCUAGAUACACACACACAUGUAUACAAAUGCUUUGAUGUAUUUCAUGAAUCUAUGGGUUUACUUCUGGCAUGCUCUUCAAGCUUUAACACUCACUCUGUUACAGGAAGUUCAAUUAACCCCAGUGAAAGAACCUAUCCUGAAGAGAUGAUUCAGACAGGAAUAUCCACGAUAGAUGUGAUGAAUUCUAUUGCUCGAGGACAGAAGAUCCCUCUAUUCUCUGCUGCUGGGCUUCCUCAUAACGAGAUAGCUGCUCAGAUUUGUCGUCAGGCUGGUCUUGUUAAACGUUUGGAGAAGACGGACAAUCUUCUGGAGGUAUGUUGGAUCUCCAAGGAGGUGUUUUACGAGAGUUCAGCCUACGGAAUUCUUGAAAACUAUUUGGUCAAUAGAUUUUUUUUUUGUGUGCUGAUAUACCGAUAUGCAAGCAUGAAGAACUUGCCUGCGUUCCUUCAUUUAAAGCCUGAGAAAUUUUGUAAUAGGUAUGAAUAAUGCCUAUUUCAGGUUUUAUUUGUGUCAAUUGAGGAACGAAAGCUGUAAAUUACAUGGCCACAACUUCAUCGCAGAAAUAAAUUAAUGAGCUAACAUAUGUUUAUUGUGUGAUCUCUUCCUGGUCUCCUUGUUUUGUAGCGUUAUAUCCAAUUUUGAAAAAAAAUUAACAUGGCCUCUUAUAGGGAAAUCCUGAAUCCUUCAAUAAUGAAAACAGUUUCACGUGCAUUUUCCCUUUUCUUACACACAAAUCAGGCUCUUCGUUUGGAUUGUGGCUGAUUUGCCUUAUCCAAUUCAUAAGCCUACCAUGUCACACUUACUUUGGCCGCCCAAUCUGGCUGUGAUUACCUUGAUUGAAAUGCGAAGUGUCAUUACAUGGAACAGUCCCAGCUUGGAAAGCAAAAAAACAGUGAAAAUAGACAUGCCUCAGCUAUAUUCAUGUGGUUUGGGUUUUACUCCCUCCAAUAUUAAAGUGAGAAAAUGACCCUAGCUAAAAAUACGAUAAUUUUUCAUGGCAUGUCUAAAAAUUUUCCUGACUACAACUGGCUAAUAAAUCAAUGAACUAAAGGCUUGGUAAUUAAUCCAUUUCUGUUCCCCGAAGUCGGCUAUUAUGUUUGUGUACUCCAGGUGCAUGGAUGUUUUAUUUGAUCAGUUAUUGGUAAACUCUGUCUUGCUUAUUCAGUAGAUCUUUGACUUUUCUUGUGUUCUUGGAGACAUGUUCUCAUGUCUGCUGUUCUUAGAACAGCAAUUUUUUGACCAUUAGCUUGAUCUAUGCCCGGAUACCUUUUGGCUUCUUACAUCAAAUUUUUUUUCCUAUUCUGUUAUUGACAUAGAAAACGGUUUUUUCUGGAUUUCCAAAGUCUUUGACCGGAAGGUCAUGAAUCUGUUGUAUUUAUAGUUAAUCCAAUGGUUGUGCAGGACGGAGAAGAAGACAACUUCGCCAUUGUUUUUGCUGCUAUGGGAGUCAACAUGGAAACGGCCCAGUUUUUUAAACGUGAUUUCGAAGAGAAUGGUUCAAUGGAAAGGGUGACUCUAUUUCUAAAUCUGGUACGUUGACUGAUCUAGCGACUAUUUCUAAAUCUGGUACCUUCAUACUAGCUCGGGUUUCAUAGAUUUCACCAACUUUGCCUGCGGCCUGCUGCACGUAGAUUUCCCAAUUCGAGGGCACUAACUGAAACUGAUUUCCUUUUGCAGGCAAACGACCCUACAAUUGAACGUAUCAUCACCCCUCGAAUUGCACUUACGACAGCAGAAUAUUUAGCAUACGAAUGUGGAAAGCAUGUUCUUGUCAUUCUAACCGAUAUGAGCUCAUAUGCCGAUGCUCUUCGUGAGGUGACAUUCUGUUCAUUCAUUUGCCCAGUAAUCUUCUAAUAAAUAAUUCCAUCUGGGUGUCGCAUUUAGUCAACCGGGCUAUGUUAAUAAAUUAAAUUGACAAUCACUUAUGCUUUAUUAUGCUUACCAUUCAACUAUGUUCUUCAGAAAUAUUUUUUAUAAUUGAAUAAUCGCACCCAUGAAUUAAACAGAAUGGUGAUCUCAUGUGCCUGCCUUUGUCAACAUUUUUUGGUUUGAAUUGUGCUGGUAGAUUUUUUAUGAAUAAUUUCCAAUCAAUUUCAGGCCAUAUGAGUAUCAUUCAUAAAACCAAUAGAUUAGCAUGAGAAUUACUGUCAGUAGUUCUGCUAGUCUCUUAGAGUAUGUCAAAGAAAGAAGAGCCCCGUUCUUUUUUGGGGAUAAUAAUGAGAUCUCCUCAACAGGGAUUGCCAUAUUUGGAAAAUUAUGUUUUUCCCUGUAAAUAUAAAAAAUUAUCUUGACCAGGAGAAGGUAGUGGGAGCCCAAUCGAUUUAUUUAUUAUUCAACGGUCAGCAUUGUUUUUCUGUGAUGAGCAAUCAUUCAGAGACGCCGUCAGUUGACUCUUCCUGGAUCGGUCAAUGGUGAAGUUAAUCUCGUGACUUCUUUAUUCGACAGAAAUAAUUCCCUUUUUUUCUUUUUUAAAUCAGGUGUCUGCAGCUCGAGAGGAGGUGCCCGGAAGACGUGGUUACCCUGGGUACAUGUACACUGAUUUGGCGACAAUUUAUGAGCGCGCUGGGCGUAUCGAAGGAAGAAAGGGUUCCAUCACUCAGAUCCCCAUCCUUACCAUGCCUAAUGAUGGUAAUGUUCUUCAAUUUCUGUAAUAAUCAUUGCAUUGCUCCUUUUACUAUUUAUGCAGAUAUGUAAGAGAUAACACGAAAAUUUUAAAUAGUAGUAUUUAGUAGCCAAAAAAGAAAAAAAAAAGAGCAAGUUCUUUCAAGUACUACAUGAAUAUCUCUUCCGAUAUUUUCUGAAUUUCUUAUCACUAUCAAUUAAAACAUUAGAUGUAUGUACGCAUGCAUUUUAUAUACGUAUAGGCAUGCAUGCAUGUAUCUAAAAUAUGGUGAUGAUUGAUGGGUUCUUCAGGUAUGUAUGUAUGUAUGUAAAAUAUGGUGAUAAUUUUUUUAAAUAGUAGUAUUUCGAAGCCAAAAAGAGAAAAGAAAAAAAAAGAGCAAACAAUUUCAAUAAUUACGUGAAUAUUUCUCUUCCAAUAUUUUCUGACUUUCUUAACGUUAUCAAUUAAAAAAUUAGAUGUAUGUAUGUAUGCAUGCGCGCAUGUAUGUAUGCAUAUAUUGGGAAUUUCUACUAGUAUUAAGUAAAGUAUGGUGAUGAUUGCUGGGUUCUUCAAGCGAUUCACUUCCUACCUCUCGACCCCUUUCUUCACACGUACUCAUCGUUGGCCUUCAUUCACCUCCAUGAUCCAAUGCUGUAUUUUCUUUCUCCCAGAUCCUAGGAAUUUGAUUUUUUUUGUUUUUUAAUCUUAACUGGACAGAUAUCACGCACCCUACUCCAGAUCUCACGGGGUACAUCACCGAGGGCCAGAUCUACAUCGACAGGCAGCUCCACAAUCGGCAGGUGAUGAGCUUGCCGUUAAUCAUUAUCCAUUUUUGUUUUCAUACUAUGGUUCGAUAGUUUUUUGGGAAAGAACUAAGUUCCAACAUAGAUUUAAUAAUAAUAAUAAACCUUUAUUUUUUUUCUGCAUAUUACUAUUCCUAGUCAUUUUUCUGCGAAAAAAAAACAUGCCUUGAAUUGGAAAACCGUGAUUUGGCAGAAAUUCAUCGAGAAUUAUCUAGGGUUCCUGGGCAUUCACUUUUUUUUUUUCUGCAUACUACUAUUCCUAGUAUUUUUUUUCUGGGAAGAACAUGCCUUGCCCCCGCCGCCAAGAUGAUUCAAGAGCCUGUUACCUCUAUUCGGAAAACCGUGAUUUGACAGAGAAAUUCAUCGAGAAUUAUCUAGUGUUCCUGGGUAUUCGCUCAGUGAAAUAGAAUCUUAUCUCGAAUCAGCUGCGUCAGAUUGAUUCAUGGCGAGAACUGAAGGUUUCCUUUUUUUCCGCAGAUCUACCCGCCGAUCAACGUUCUUCCGUCUCUGUCACGUCUGAUGAAGGUUAAUCUCCUUGCUCUGUGAUUAUUAUUAUUUUAUUAAUGAAGCUGUGGGAUUUGAAUCGGCAUUUGGUCGCAGAGUGCGAUUGGGGAGGGGAUGACUCGGCGUGAUCAUGCGGAUGUUUCGAACCAGGUGGGGAAUUCUCUCUGGUUGGUCUCUUUGAUGACCUUCCUUUGCUCUUGAUCAUCUCUCUCUCUCUCUCUCUCUCUCUCUCUCUCUCUCUCUCUCUCGCUGGAUAUUUUUGUGGUUCUGAAGAGUUGAAUUUUCUCAGCUGUACGCGAAUUAUGCCAUUGGGAAGGACGUCCAGGCGAUGAAGGCUGUUGUUGGAGAGGAAGCGCUCUCCUCUGAGGACCUGGUCUCUCUCUCUCUCUCUCUCUCUCUCUCUCUCUCUCUCUCUCUCUCUCUCUCUCUAUCUAUCUAUCUUUUUAUCUCUUUCCCUCCAUCCCUCCCUCUCUCGCUCUCUCUAUCUCUCUUUAUCUUUCUCUUCAUCCCUCAAUCUCAUUCUUUCGCUGAUUUUGUGGCUGGUUGGGGCAGCUGUACCUGGAGUUCCUGGACAAGUUCGAGCGGAAGUUCGUGAGCCAGGGGGCGUACGACACCCGGAACAUCUUCCAGUCGCUGGACCUCGCGUGGUCCCUCCUCCGCAUCUUCCCCCGCGAGCUCCUCCACCGCAUCCCCGCCAAGACCCUCGACCGCUUCUACUCCCGCGAAUAA
Spirodela intermedia is the source of this 6951-nucleotide messenger RNA. NCBI's taxonomy places the organism in Eukaryota, Viridiplantae, Streptophyta, Magnoliopsida, Alismatales, Araceae. The record is from the annotation of a GenBank genome assembly.